Molecule: messenger RNA, 2273 nt
Organism: Gastrolobium bilobum
Lineage: Eukaryota; Viridiplantae; Streptophyta; Magnoliopsida; Fabales; Fabaceae
Product: ABC transporter B family member 26, chloroplastic-like
Exons: 18
Coding region: 81-2093 (670 amino acids)
Biological process (GO): transmembrane transport
Cellular component (GO): membrane
Molecular function (GO): ATP binding; ABC-type transporter activity; ATP hydrolysis activity
Source: RefSeq, a predicted model, not a curated record
UUUCAUGGCUUACGCUUCAACGAGAUGACACGCAAGACCCCUAGCAGAAUUACUACACAAGUUGGCUUCUGCAAAUAAGCAUGUCCCCUAACCUUUGCGUUUCCCACAUUCCCAAAUGGAACACUUUCUACAACAAACCCCAAACCCACUUUCUCUUCGGGCGCUCCAAAAGCUUCCGGGUCGUAACCCCCGAAACCCGUUUCCGACUCGCCGUGUCAGAGAACGAGGAAGCUGUUUCUGGGUUCCAAAAGCUUCUCGGAAAACGGGUCGGGUUCGUGGCGUCCAUUUUACCCGGUGGCAGCUGGUGGACCUUAUCGGAGCACCGGGAAGAAGACGCGGAGCAGCCGACGGCGGUGAUGCUCGCUCUCCGGCGAAUGUGGGAAUUAGUCGCCGAUAAGCGAUGGGUUGCGAUUGUGGCCUUCGGGUCCCUUGCUGUCGCUGCUCUAUCAGAAAUAACCAUGCCGAGUAUAUUGGCGGCAUCAAUAUUUUCAGCUGAGAGUGGUGAGACCGUGGCGUUUUCAAGGAAUGCAUUCUUUUUGGUUCUUCUGUGUUUCACUUCAGGGAUAUGCAGUGGUCUGCGUAGCGGCUGCUUUGGAAUUUUGAAUGUAACCUUGGUACGGCGUCUGCAAGAAAAUUUAUUCACAGCCAUUCUUUUUCAGGAUAUAUCCUAUUUUGAUAAAGAAAAAGUUGGUGACUUGACAAGCAGGCUUGCAGCAGAUUGUCAACGACUAUCCCAUGUUAUAGGAAAUGAUCUACAUUUGAUAUUACGCAACACAUUGCAGGGAACAGGAGCAAUAAUAAAUUUGCUGACUUUAUCUUGGCCAUUGGCAUCAUCUGCCUUGGUGAUUUGUUCUAUGUUAUCUGCAAUUUUCGUGGUUUAUGGCCAAUAUCAAAGAAAAGCAGCAAAACUAACCCAAGAUUUCACAGCUUGUGCCAAUGACGUAGCCCAGGAAACAAUUUCUUCAAUAAGAAUUGUUCGAGCUUAUGGAGCAGGAAAAAAAGAAUUUGGAAGGUACAAGCAAUGGCUACAGAGAUUAGCAUAUAUAAACCGUCGAGAGAGCGUUGCUUAUGGGUUCUGGAACUUGAGCUUUAACACCUUAUACCGUUCAACUCAGAUAUUUGCAGUGCUGUUAGGAGGGAUGUCUGUUCUUGGUUGUUGUGUAACUGUGGAGCAACUUACUAAGUAUGUAUUGUACUGCGAGUGGUUGAUUUAUGCUACUUGGAGGGUGACAAACAGUUUAUCAUCAUUAUUGCAGUCCAUUGGAGCUUCUGAAAAAACUUUCCAACUGAUGAAUCUUUUGCCCAGUGACCAAUUUUUAGCUAAAGGAGUGAAGUUGCAGAGGUUAAUGGGGCAUAUUCAGUUUGUAAAUGUAUCAUUUCAUUAUCCUGCAAGGAUGAUGAUGCCUGUUCUAGAACACUUAAACUUCACUGUAGAAGCAAAUCAAGUCAUUGCCAUAGUUGGUCUGAGUGGUAGUGGAAAGAGCACUUUACUCAACCUUUUACUUCGUCUCUAUGAGCCUAGUAGUGGUCAGAUAUAUAUUGAUGGAUUCCCUCUUACAGAGUUGGAUAUCAGAUGGCUGAGGCAGAACAUCGGAUAUGUUGCGCAGGAACCCCAUCUCUUUAACAUGGACAUCAAGUCAAAUAUAGAAUAUGGUUGCCCUAGGAAAAUAAAACAAGAAGAUAUCGAACUGGCAGCAAAACAGGCCUCUGCCCAUGACUUUAUUUCUUCACUUCCUAAUGGCUAUGAAACCCUCGUGGAUGAUAAUGCACUUAGUGGGGGACAAAAGCAACGGAUUGCCAUCGCCAGGGCCAUUCUUAGGGACCCAGUGAUUAUGAUACUUGAUGAAGCAACCAGUGCUCUAGAUGCUGAGAGUGAGCAUGAUAUCAAGGAGGUGCUGUAUGCAUUAAAAGAUGAAUCUAAAUCAAGAACCAUCAUUAUCAUAGCACAUAGGCUUUCUACUAUAAAAGCUGCUGACAGGAUAUUUGUUAUGGAUGAUGGUCGAAUCAUUGAGAUGGGAAACCAUGAUGAACUUCUGCUCAAGGAUGGACUCUAUGCAAAAUUAAAUAAAAUUCAAACAGAUAUUUUGACUUGAUUCAAGUUAGGGUUUAAGAUUUUGAAAGGAGAGGAGGGACAUGUGAACAGUGUUGUCAUGUAUCAAUUUAUUUAGGGAUUUAUAUUGAAAGGAGAAGUUCUCUCACUUCCAGACACAGUUAAUGUGGGACCAUCUGUAGAGAAAAAAUAAAAAUGAACAAAUAUUGUUAUCGAUGUCUCC